ACACACACAUUCCAGUCAGGGAGACAUUUGUGAGCAUCUCGGGUUUUUUAUUUUUAUUUUUUAAGACUUUUUCUGUUUGUUGGAGAGUUUUUUUUGCUCGCAGGUGGGAUUCGGUUGACAAGGACGCACCUCCGGGCCGCAGGUUGACCAAGAAAACAGCCAAGUGUGCUCAAAGAAAUCAACCAGGAGAGGAGAAGAGGAUCCGGUGUUUUUUUAUUUCUUAUUUUGUCACUUUAGUCCAGAGUCCUGAUGGAUUACAUGAACAGUGGGCUGAAGUACACCCCCAAGCAGGACAAAGACUGGGACACUGCCGUCCAGUUCCUGCCGGCGUCAGACAACAAAAAGCUCGAGAAGAAGAAGGGUCCGGGAAAGGUCGGGGCUGUGAUCGGAGUCGUGAUCUUUGCUGCCGUCGUUGCGCUCAUGACCGGGCUGCUGGUCUGGCAUUUCCACUUUCGUAAAGAUAUCCGGGUCAAGAAGAUGUACAGCGGCUCCAUGCGCAUCACCAACCAGGUGUUCGAAGACGCAUACGAGAACUCCAACAGCUCCGAGUUCAAGGCGCUGGCCAAGCAGGUGGCUGCACAGCUCAAAGCCGUCUAUUCCAAAAGUCCACAGCUGGCCAAAUACUACGUGGGUUCUACCAUUCAGGCUUUCAGUGAAGGCAGCGUCAUCGCCUACUACCUGUCCGAGUUCAGGGUCCCGGCAGGACAGGAGGCGGCCGUGGACAAAAUCAUGUCCUCGAUGGACAAGCUGGUGGACAAAGAGCAGCGAACCCUGAAGAGACCCGGCAACGCCCUGGUGUUUGCGGACGUCGUGUCUUCAGCGCUCGACGAUCGCUUGUUUUCGAGAUCAUUCAACAAGCAUCUCAGGUUCGCAGAGCACACAGCGACCAACAAACUGGGACAGAUCCAGUCCCCCGGCUUCCCCGACAGCUGGUAUCCCCCCAACGCCUUCAUGCAGUGGCAGCUGAGGGCCGACCCGGGCCACGUCAUCAAGCUGGAGUUCGACACCAUGCACCUGGAGGAGAACUGCAAGAACGACUUUGUGAAAAUCUACGACUCCCUGGUGGCCAUCGAGAGCCGCGUCAUGGAAGAGAUGUGUGGCUACUACUCCCCCAGUGAACCGCUGGCCUUCCUGUCGUCUGGGAACGUCAUGCUGGUGACCAUGGCCACAAACGACAAAAACAACUUCCCCGGUUUUCGAGCUCAAAUCUCACAGGUUCGACGGGGAAGCAAAGGGACGACAUGUGGAGGCCGGCUGACCGGUGACAGCGGCAGCUUCUCUUCUCCACACUUCCCAAAUUACUUUCCUCCUAAAUUAACGUGUCAGUGGUCGAUCCAGGUCCCUGAUGGUAAGGCGGUGAAGGUGACCUUCAAGAAGUUCCUCCUGUCCGAGCCGGGCCAGGAGAAGAACAAGGACUGUCGCAAAGACUACGUGGAAAUCCACGGGAAGAAACUGUGUGGAGAACAACCGGACGGAACGGCGAUAGAAACCAGCAGCAGCAACAAACUGGACGUGACGUUCUUCUCCGACGCCUCCUACGUGGACCGAGGGUUCGACGCUCAGUUUGAGGCCAUCGACCGUAAAGACCCUUGUCCAAAGCAGUUCGAGUGCAAGAAUCAGCGCUGCAUCAAGAAGGAGCUCAGGUGCGACGGCUGGAACGACUGUGGAGACAUGAGCGAUGAGCUGAACUGCACGUGCCGCGCUACAGACAUCCAUUGUAAGAAUGGUCUGUGUAAGCCCAAGUUCUGGGAGUGUGACGACGUGGACGACUGUGGAGACCGAACAGAUGAGAUGAACUGUGGUGGAUGUCCAUCUGGACAGUUCACCUGCAAGAAUAGCAAAUGUGUUUCCGAGAAGAAGAAGUGCGACGGCAGGGUGGACUGCGCGGACGGAUCAGAUGAGCUCGACUGUGGAGGAGGCUCUAGUGUGAGCUGCACUGACCUCACGUUCAAAUGUAAAAACAACAAAUGCAUCAGCAAGGUGAACCCCGAGUGCGACGACGUGGAGGACUGCGAAGACGGAUCAGACGAGGACAACUGCGACUGCGGGAGAAGCAAGUUCAAGACGUCGCGUAUUGUGGGCGGCCAGGACGCCGAGGAAGGAGGGUUUCCCUGGCAGAUCAGCCUCCACGUCAAGAACUUCGGCCACGUGUGCGGAGCGUCCCUCAUCAGUCCCUCAUGGGUGGUCACCGCGGCCCACUGCGUGCAGGACGACGGCAGGACCAGAUACUCGCAGCCCAGCACCUGGGAAGCUUAUAUGGGCCUUCACACCCAGAAGAAAUUACCCAAGCACGUCGUAAAGAAGAACGUGAAGCAGGUCAUAUCUCACCCGAAUUACAACGACUACACGUUCGACAACGACAUCGCCCUCAUGGAGCUGGAGAGUCCCGUCACCUACAGCGACUACAUCCAGCCCAUCUGCCUGCCAGCUGCCCAGCACGACUUCCCCACUGGGAGCACUGUGUGGAUCACUGGGUGGGGCGCCAAGCGGGAAGGAGGGUUUGCGGCAUCGGUGCUCCAAAAGGCUCAGGUCCGAACCAUAAACAGCGCGGUGUGCAACAAAUUAAUGGGAGGACAGAUCACGUCUCGGAUGCUGUGCGCUGGAGUGCUGAGUGGAGGAGUCGAUGCGUGUCAGGGCGACUCUGGCGGUCCGCUGUCCAGUCCAGCUCGCUCUCGUAUGUUCCUGGCGGGAGUGGUCAGCUGGGGCGACGGCUGCGCUCGCAGAAACAAACCAGGCAUCUACACGACAGUCACCAAAUUCCGGGCCUGGAUCAAACAGAAGACGGGAGUUUAGGAGUCCACUGUGAAACGGUCCGACGAGGCCUCAGACAAAAACAGGAACUGAUGACCGGCGGUCAUGCCUUCGAAUCGUAGCUGCAGUGGAAAACGCACUGUUUGCCUGAAGAACUGUGAUUUUAGUUUUUAUUGAGGACGGGGUUGCUGAAAUGUUUUUACUGUAAAUAAAUGUUUUAUUUUUGUGUAUUUUUAUCAUGUUGUGAUGGAGAACAAUGUUAUAUGCUGCACAAGAAAUAGAUUCCAGGUGUGAUUGUUACACGUGUACACUUAUGAAAUGUGCCCUCUUGUACUCCUGUCUUGUGUGUUUUUUAGUCUUAAUAAUUUUCUGCCAGGGUCUUGUUGUUCUGUAUUUUAUAAAUUAAAAGACAAAAUGACAGCAAGAUCAUUCCAUCUUACCUCCUAUGGAUCGGUAUUAGUCCAGCAGAAGUCCCUGAAAAUCAGUGAUGUGAUUGUUCAUUUGCGUUUCCCUUCACCUCAUGGAUGCCAUUUCUUUUUAAUAGAUGUGAACUGCUUCUUUACAAGUACGAAACAGAGUCAAAUACUGGUUUCUUUUGCAUUUUGUCUGUCAUGUUUAUCAUGUUCAUGUGACCUCUUUGAAUCCAGCACAAUGUUAGUACAGUCUAUGCAGUUUAAUCGGUCUUAAAUGUAAAUGUUUGUUUUAUAGCAGAUGUUUUUAAAUAAAAUAUUUCUAUUUUAACCUUCA
Molecule: messenger RNA, 3498 nt
Organism: Stegastes partitus (bicolor damselfish)
Lineage: Eukaryota; Metazoa; Chordata; Actinopteri; Pomacentridae
Gene: st14a
Product: ST14 transmembrane serine protease matriptase a
Exons: 19
Coding region: 250-2793 (847 amino acids)
Biological process (GO): proteolysis
Cellular component (GO): membrane
Molecular function (GO): protein binding; serine-type endopeptidase activity
Source: RefSeq, a predicted model, not a curated record